AGAGAACCAAGUGUAAACCCUAACCCCGACAGAGAUUUCGAUCUCUCAUGUCGCCUAGAACCGGAAAACCAGUGGGCAGCAUAAAAGUCAAAGUCCCUCGGCACAAUGCCCAUCGAAUAGGAGAAAAACUAAAUGUGCACAUAAAGAACGUCGCUAAAAGCCAGGGAAACCGUGUGGAUAUCUAUCAACCCAACUUCGAGGGUUCCAGCAACGCUUUAGCUCUUGCCAUCGAAAGCGCAUCCGAAUGGAAUUCUUUGCUUCAAACCGCACGUGCAGAACGGGGACCUCAAUGGGAUGUCGGAACCCAACAGUUCCUAGUAGACGUAGGCUCUGACCUGUACUAUGAUCCAAGCCCUCUUCUAGAAUACCAAAAGCAACAACGGGCAGAAGAAGAAGCCGCAGCCGCAGCGUCUGGACGUGGUUCAAUGCAGCCACCAGAAUAUCUCCCUGGCGCGCAUGACAAUCACCCCUCCCCUCGCAUGAUGCGAAGCCAUUCUUCCAACUACCAGCAGUAUGGCCAUGGUGCUCCUAUGUCACCCAAUGUGGCCCAUGCCUCACCGAGACAUCCUGGUCAGAUGGGCGGGUUUUCCGGUGCGUUCAAUGCUAUACCCCCUAGCCAGUUUUAUGGGCCAGGCGAGACUGCCUCUCCGGCAAGGAUGGGGCUGAAUCGAGAAGGGAUGAGUAUGUCGCCUGAUAUCAGGCGGAGAGUGACUAGAGGUAUGGUAGAAGACGGGUAUAUGGGGCUACAUGGACCUUGAGGCUUUGACGUUUGUUUACUUUCCGUAUGUAAUCCGUGCAAUAUAUUCCCGCUU
This is a messenger RNA of Serpula lacrymans var. lacrymans S7.9, 812 nucleotides long. RefSeq lists its product as uncharacterized. Lineage: Eukaryota; Fungi; Basidiomycota; Agaricomycetes; Boletales; Serpulaceae. The transcript is spliced from 3 exons. Bases 48 to 758 code for a protein of 236 amino acids. The record is from RefSeq and is a predicted model, not a curated record.